AUUUUCAGUUAUAUUCUUAAUGUUCCAUUCACUAAUGAUGAUAAAACUGGAAUAGUUUACGUAUGGAUUGGAUCGAAAUCGGAUCCUGAAGAAGCUCAUUUAAUUGAAGAAAUAGCUCGAGAAAUGUUCAAAAACCCCUGGAUAAGUUUUCAAGUCUUAAAUGAAGGUGAAGAACCAGACAACUUUUUUUGGGUUGCUUUAGGAGGCAAAAAAUCUUAUGAUACUGACGAUGAUUACAUGUGUUAUACCCGGCUAUUCCGGUGCUCUAAUGAAAAAGGAUAUUUUAUGAUUAGUGAAAAAUGUUCAGAUUUUUGUCAGGAUGAUUUAGCUGACGAUGAUAUUAUGAUACUGGACAAUGGUGAACAAGUUUUUCUAUGGUUGGGUGCCCAUUGCUCGGAAGUAGAAAUAAAACUAGCUUAUAAAUCUGCUCAGGUAAAUUUGACUUGUUUU
Molecule: messenger RNA, 450 nt
Organism: Cotesia glomerata
Lineage: Eukaryota; Metazoa; Arthropoda; Insecta; Hymenoptera; Braconidae
Product: protein flightless-1-like
Exons: 3
Biological process (GO): actin filament severing; myofibril assembly; barbed-end actin filament capping
Cellular component (GO): actin cytoskeleton; cytoplasm; nucleus
Molecular function (GO): actin filament binding; phosphatidylinositol-4,5-bisphosphate binding
Source: RefSeq, a predicted model, not a curated record